Messenger RNA from Sphaerodactylus townsendi, 2830 nucleotides. RefSeq names its product cilia and flagella associated protein 418 (gene CFAP418). Lineage: Eukaryota; Metazoa; Chordata; Lepidosauria; Squamata; Sphaerodactylidae. The transcript has 6 exons. The record is from RefSeq and is a predicted model, not a curated record. The coding region runs from base 237 to 809 and encodes 190 amino acids. Gene Ontology annotation, cellular component: cytosol.
CCGCCCCUUCCUCUCGCGGCGUCUCCUUGGCAACAGGAGGCAGUGGAAGACGGGCUAAGAUGGCGGAAGAUCUAGACCAGCUGUUGGACGAGGUGGAAGACAGGUUUUGUCGCCUGUCGAAACGGGACUGUCCUGACGGGUUCCGGACUCAAGGAGAGAAAAAUAACAACCCGAGUGAGGCGCCAGAGACCGCGAAGGCAGCUUCGUCAGUAAAGAGAGCCUGGUGAGCAACGCGCAUGCGCGUUCCUUCCCACUUAGACCUGCUUCAUAAAGGGACUGCCAAGAGACCAAGGAUGCUUCUGCACUUCUGGUUCCCGAUCUCCAAAAACUCAACAAAACAUGAUAAUGAAGAAGAAGACUUGGACGAAAUAAUAAAUGAUAUAAUCAGUGAAAAUAACUUUGCUAAAAAUCAUGUGAAAUGUAUAUCUAAAUCUUCCAGCCUCACAGCUGAAACAAAUGUCACUUCUAGUCAUGCUCAUGAUAAAAGAUGUUGCCCUGUAUACCUUGGAGGAAGCACUGCACCCUGUGGCAUUGGAACCAAUAUUUCACAGAAAACUUGUGAUCGACUCCGUUGUACUGCAUGUGACUUCCGUGUUUUACACCAUGAUGACUAUCAGUGGGAUACAUCGUGUGAUUAUCUCUUUUUUAGGAAUAACAUGCCUGAAUUCAGCAAGCUGAGAACAAAGAUGGUGAAGAAGAAAGGAACACGGGCCUAUGCUUGCCAGUGCAGCUGGAGAUCUAUAGAUGAACUAACAGACCUGAGUACGGACCGACAGCUCCGCUGGGUUUGUAGCAAACACGCCGAGUGACAUCAUCCUGCCAGUGACAUUUCUGUACAAAGACCAACUUCACCAUUCAUGUAUGACAAAACAGACCCAUGUUCUGUGCAAGGCAUGACUGUUUACAGUGUUGUUAGGAGUCAUUAGGCUCAUUAUCUCCUUCUGCUAAUGUCAGUAAAAAAGAAAAUGAAUUUCUAUGACUGGGGCCCUUUCCGGGUUGCAGGCAGGAUAAAGGAACCCACUCUACCUCCUGCCCCGUUUGCACGCCUCAGCAACUGGAGCCCAUGGAGACAAUGCAGGCUGCUGUUGCGCCUUCACACGGAGGUGCAGGUUUUGCUGCCCACUCACCUCCCACUAAUGCGUGGCAAUGCAGGCAUGCAUGGUUGGGCCUCCACAGCCAUGGUGCCACACCGGACAGCCCUGUGCGACUGCAUGGCCGUGCAAAAUCAGGGCGGGAAAGGAACCCUUAGCAGAACACGCAGCUGCGGAGAGCACCUCCUGCCUGAGCUAUUCACACGCAAGCAGCUGCAACCCAGGCUUUUUGAAAUGCCCUUCGGGUAGCGUGAUUAAGGUAAAACCCAUUUUUUCGGGAAUAACGUGGGUCAGACCUGCAUUAGGGGCGAGAACCGCGCGAAGUUCCCCCCCAAAAUGGGUUUUUCACUGUCGUUAUCCCACGGUUAUUGGCCCAUGUGGAAGGGGCCCUAGAAAGCAUUUCAGAAAUGGUGGAUACAUGAAGUGAAAUCUAGCCAAACUGUUCCUUUGGCUAGAAUACUGUUUUCUUGUUCCAUAGGAAUCUGCUCCUGUAUGUACCUGAAAAACACAAAAUGUUUAGGCAUUUGGUAUAUUCAAAAGAAGGCUCUGCUGACAAUGGAAAAAAUAAUGAAGCCUGUCUCUGGUUCUUUCCUGAAGACAUGUACUGAGGUAAACAAGAUUUCACAGCUGUAUUAGCAGCAGUGAAACAGUAUGGGAUCUUGAAGCUUGCAGUCUGGGCAGGAGCAACGCCAGUCUUGCAAGGACGAAGUAUGGCUCCAAGACUUUAAAUGUUCUAGUUGCAAAUCACAUCCUUAAGCUGCAAUCUUAUGCUCAUGUAUCUAGGAGUAAGCUUCAGUUAACAAGAUGACAUUUACUGCUGAGUAAAUGUAUAUAUCGCAUUGGGCUGCACCCGUGUUGGAUUCUUUUUGCCCAUCUCUUCCUUUAAGAAGUUUUCUUAAAUGAGAUCACGAGGAUUCAAAGCUUUUUUGUUUCUUUUUGGGUUGGGGGGGGAGUUUACAUUAAGCAUAUUUAUUUGUGGAAAUAAAUAACCAGGCACAUGAUUGGAUGGGAGCAGGGAGGCUGUGCCUUCCUUACCCAUCUCUUCUCAGCUUUUAAGCUAACCAGACCAUGAUCAUCCAACAAUCGUAUCAGUGAGUUCAAAAUAAGAAAAUGGGUAUCAUGUUCAAAUUUUCUUUUUACAUCUUUUGAUCAAAAUACUGACAAAAUAAGGUAGUUUUUUCAUCUUGCUCAUACACACACACACACAUACAGUCAUACCUCUUCAGGUUCUAAUUUUAAAAAAUGUGGACUGUGAUGUUAUGGUUGUUGAGGAAUUUAGAUUUAGGGUUUUUUUCCACCUGGAUAUAAUCUUUAUUUAUAUAUAAUAUUUGACACCUCAUUAUUGUUCAGUAUUUUGUUUUUUAGUGGCACUGGGAGCUUAAAAAUGUGAUGUAGUUUCAUUUUUGAUGAAAAAGUACGGCAGGCGAAUCGCAGAGGGGGUUGCUUCCAUGGAUUUCUUCUGCUAACAGCAACACUUGCCUUCCAAAGUGCUACCAUUAGUAGAAUGGUCAAUAUGACUGAAUCAACAGCAAACUAGGAAAACUGACCAUUAAUAAUGACCUGAAAGGAAGUUCCAUUGACUUAAUUUGCUUUUCAUGUCAUCGGUUUAGAAUCAGAGCGUAAGUAGUCUGCAAUAAGCAUAUUUCAAACAUACUUCAAAUUUAAAUCUAAGAGUUGCAUAGAAUUGAAGUGUUCGCUGUCUCUGUAAUACUACAAUUAUUAAAAGCUAUAUUCUUGCA